AGUGAAACCUGUUUUCUCCAUGACUGGCUGUCUCACCCUGAGUCAGGGUGUGUUGAGGACCACAGUCCAGGAAGCUUCCGAACAGGAACGAGAUAAAGGCUGACCCGUGUCCAAUCAGGAUUCAGGACAAGGGCCAUAAACGCCUCAGACAAGCCCAGGAUAUUUUUCCAGAAUACAAACCACACCUGAGUUUCUGUUUUACAGAGCACAUACUUGUUUGUUUGGCAACUUACAUGGAUUUAUUCUUCAUGACUUGCUUAAAAAAUCAAGGCCUUGUUGACCGGAAAGGAACUCCAAUCAGGAUUAACUGAUUUUUUUCUUUUAUGCUAAAGAGGCUGUUCUUCAGCCAUGGCUUCUGUGGAUUUAAAAUCCGUCACCCAGCCUGUGGGGAUUAUUCGAAUGAUAGCUACAAUCCUGGCUUGCAUUUGUUUCAGCCUGGUUGCAUCAGCAGGACACGUAGCUUCCUCAUACUGGGCAUGGUGCAUGUUCAGCUGGUGCUUCUGCUGCUUCUUUACGCUCCUUAUUGUCAUCCUGGAGUUCACCACUGUCAACACCAAGAUGCCUUUCGCCUGGGAAGACUUCACCGCUGCCCAUGCAAUCCUGGCAAGUCUGCUGUGCCUCUCUACGUCCAUCAUUUACCCCGCCUUCUUCACCUGCGGCACGUGUAAUCGGCAGAUUGGAGCAACCGUGGUUUCCUGGGUUUGCUUGGCCUUGUAUGUCGGAGAGGUGGUCCUAACACGUCUUCGUCUCCGCUCAACGGGGCAGACUAACGGCUUUCUCUCCACAUUGCCCGGCAUAAUGAAGAUCCUGGAGACCUUCAUCGCCUGCAUUAUCUUCAUGUCCAUGGAGACGCCGCAGUACUCAGGCUCCCCACCAAUGCAGUGGUGUGUGGCCGUGUUCUCCCUAUGCUUUGUCUUUGCCAUCAUCUUGGUCCUCCUGAGUCUCGCACAGCUGACCUCUUUCAUCCCUUUCUCCUUUGACAAGUUAACGAUUGUCUAUAACAUCCUGGCGACGGUGAUGUACAUGACGGCCAUGGUGCUAUGGCCGCUGUAUAGCUUCAGCAUCAGACAGAAUAACAGCCAGCUGGUUCGUAACCACGAUAAACUGGUGGUCGUCACAGUCAUGGCUGUCUUUAACUUCAUCGUUUACACUCUGGACACCAUGUACGCCAUCCGUCUCGUAUUUUGCAUCAGUAACGAGUGAACUGCGGUUAUUUAAAAUGAUGUACAUGUCUGCCAGAAAGUGAGUUCUGUUUAGAACAAUUGCCCCGCUCUGUCUGGAAACUUCUAAAUAUUGGUCAUAUUUUAUUUUUAAGAUUUUUUUCUUAUGAUAUUAUGAAAGUGUUGACUCAAAGUGGUAUUAUGUAAUGCCACCGCCGUCAUAUACGCCUGAUGAAGGGUGACGUAUCAAUAGACAGUUAAUGAUUCAAACUUUACAGAGGGAUGGCUAUAAAAGGAGAAACAUAACCUGUGUGAACUCUGGAUAAUCAAAAAAACAUGAGUAAAUACACAAGACUCACAGAUGUUUUAGUAUGCCAGCUUUUUUGUGACUGAACUUAAACAAAACAGAACCUUUCUGACAUUUUCUAGCUAAUUUUCAAUCAAACGAAUGAAUAAUUUCUCUUCUGUAGUUUUACAAUAAUAUUUUGGGAAGUUACUUUGCUCUCACCGCUUUGUGCAAACAUGCAAUAUUGUGUCAACAUGUCACCUUUCUGCAGAACUUUAUAUGCUAUUUGUUUUACCACUUGUAUUAUGUAUUUUACAGAAAUGAGGAUCCGCUUUUAUUUUGAAAAAGCUACUUUUUCCUUUAGAGCAAGUUAAGUAUAGCUCAUGUUCAUAACUUGAAAGUUUUUGGUUAAUUUUUUAUUUGUAGAAACAGAACAAGUUUAUGAAUAAAAAUGUUAAAUUAAACUAUGUCCAACUCGUAAAAAUAUAGCAUUUUAUUUCUUUGUGUCUUGCAAACAAAUGUUAUCUGCUCACCUAUAAUUUGUGAUUUUCAAAAAAGGAUUUUCAGAAAAUUGCUGUUAUAAAAAAGAAGCAUAAAGAAUUUUUAUGGCUUAUUCAUGUUUUUGGAUUGCCUCAAGCUAAAUAUGGCAUCUGCUUCUGUCUUGUACACAACUAUGCAACCAAAAGCGAGGCAUAAAGAACUUCAGGCAAAGAGAGCAGCUGAUAAAGAAGAGAAGCAGACACCCAGGGAGAAAGAGGAGAUGAGGGGACACAGACUUUGGAAGCAUGUGUGGGAAAAGUCAAAAAGCAAAUCCCUCAAUAAAGAAGCAGCUGCAGCAAGUGGAGAUUGGUUGCCUGAAAGGUGUAAUCUCUCCUUUUUUCUACAACUCUCAGCCUCCUUUUGACCUCCACUUGUUUCUUGUCAAGGUCUAGUAGACGCAAAGUAUGAUCACAAUUACUUCUUGUCGUUUUUUACGCAUCAGAAUCAGAAAAUGACGUCAUUGGGUUCUCACGGGCAGUCCUGCAGCCAUUGUGUGAGCCGUCACCAAUCAGUGUGAGUGAGCUCAGGUCUAAUGGAGUAACUGAAGCAUAGAAAAGUUGCUCUUGUUUUCUUUUCGGUACAUUAAGUAAAUAGACCACAUAAAACAGUAGGGCAAAGGAGUGAAGACACAAGGACAGGCCUGACUUUGAUUACUCAGGAGACACUUUGCAUUCCUCUGGAUUCAUCUCUUCUAUUUACAAUUAUAGAUCCCCAAAAAAUAAAUUUCAAAAAACAGUGCAAUUUUCUUCUAUAUUUUUGAAAGACAAUGUUUCCAAAAAGUUGUACAUCUUAAUGUUCUUAAACAGUCCCUAGACAAUAAGCCAGAAAGAAUUUAGUUAUUAUUUUCAGUUUUUUUAUUUCAUGUUUAUUUUUGUUAUUUAAAUAUAAUCUAUUAAAUAGAGUUUUAAUUAUUAUUGUUUUUCCUGUUGUGUUGUCAGUACAAAUUUUGUGUAAUAAAGCAAAGCUUAUAUUUUAGAACUUAAUUUUUUUUUCGAAAUCUGAGUUUUUUAUUGUGGUAGGUUCUUUAAUCUAUAAUCGUAUCUGUUUUUGUUAUUUUUAUUAUUUUGACUCACUAAUUUGUGCUCAUUUGAACUGCAAUUGACAUUAAAUGGGAGAUGUACCA
Messenger RNA from Oryzias latipes (Japanese medaka), 3109 nucleotides. RefSeq names its product myeloid-associated differentiation marker homolog. The record is from RefSeq and is a predicted model, not a curated record. Lineage: Eukaryota; Metazoa; Chordata; Actinopteri; Beloniformes; Adrianichthyidae. Gene Ontology annotation, cellular component: membrane.